AUGUUGGCCCGCAUCGUUGCCCUUGUGGCACUUAUCCAGGUCAUUGCAGCUUCCGCAUUGACGUUCAACUUGCCUGCCAAGGAGAAGGCCUGUUUUUACAUUUUCACCCAGAAACCACGUACCCAGGUGAGCUACUACUUUGCAGUUCAGUCUGGCGGUGAUUUCGACGUGGACUACGAAAUCAAGAGUCCUAGCCGUAGAACCAUCUAUGGCGACACCAAGCUGAGACAGGGAUCUUUCGUGUUUGAGGCUGAUGUUGUGGGCGAGUACGAGUUUUGUUUCUCCAAUGAAAUGUCUACAUUUGCUGAAAAGGUGGUGGACUUUGAGAUCAAGCAUGAGGGCGAUGCUCUGAGCCAGUUCCGUGCUUCGAUGCCAGCUCCAAGCAACCAGAAGCCACAACAACACGUGGAAGGCAUGAAGAGAACCGCCGACGAGAUCGACAGACAGUUGGACGAGCUCAAGUACGCUUUGCUGUACUACAAGACGAGGAACAACAGAAACCAGGCCACUGUGCGUUCUACUGAGUCGAGAAUAUACUACUUCUCCAUUCUUGAGGUGCUCCUUAUGGUCGGAAUGGCUGUUUUGCAGAUCUCCAUCGUCCAGUACUUCUUCAGAGGCUCCAGAAAGCAGCUCGUGUAA
Molecule: messenger RNA, 639 nt
Organism: Candidozyma haemuli
Lineage: Eukaryota; Fungi; Ascomycota; Pichiomycetes; Serinales; Metschnikowiaceae
Exons: 1
Coding region: 1-639 (212 amino acids)
Biological process (GO): Golgi organization; endoplasmic reticulum to Golgi vesicle-mediated transport; protein retention in ER lumen
Cellular component (GO): endoplasmic reticulum-Golgi intermediate compartment; endoplasmic reticulum; Golgi apparatus
Source: RefSeq, a predicted model, not a curated record